UAGAGGCGUCGGCUCACACUCCGUUUUGCCCUAUUAUGGUCACGAGCGUGACAGCGCGCGCUACCCAGCAUGCGCCGCGGUGUGAGGCUCCGCCACAGUCAAGAUGACCGACUUUGAGGAGCCGCUUUCAGACGAGGAGAAGGUCCGCAUCGCAUCUAACUUUGUGACCCAUGCUCCCCCUGGAGAAUUCAAUGAAGUCUUCAAUGAUGUCCGGCUUCUCCUCAACAAUGACAACCUCCUUCGGGAGGGGGCAGCACAUGCCUUUGCUCAGUACAACAUGGAUCAGUUCGCUCCUGUCAAAUUGGACGGUAGUGAGGAAGCGGUUCUGAUCACUGAGCAUGGAGAUCUGGGAAAUGGGCGGUUCUUUGAUCCUCGGAAACGGCAGUCGUUCCGUUUCGAUCACCUGCGAAAGGAAGCCAGCGAUCCUCAGCACUAUGAGGGAGAAACCACACUUCGGUCAUGGAGAGACGCUUGUGAUGAAGCACUCAGUGCUUAUGUGAAAGAGCAUUAUCCCACUGGAGUCUGCACGGUGUAUGGGAAAACUGUUGAUGGUCAACAAACAAUCAUUGCUUGUAUUGAGGGUCACCAAUUUCAGCCCAAAAACUUUUGGAACGGCCGGUGCAGGUCAGAGUGGAAGUUCACUAUCAGUCAGUCAUCAGCUCAGGUGGUGGGAGUAUUGAAGAUCCAGGUGCAUUAUUAUGAGGAUGGUAAUGUCCAGCUGGUGAGCCAUAAGGAGGUGGAGGAGUCCAUCGUAGUUGAUAAUGAAAUCCAGACUGCCAAGGAAUUUGUAAAAAUAAUUGAAAAUGCUGAAAACGAUUACCAGACGGCAAUCAGCGAGAACUACCAGACGAUGUCAGAUACCACCUUCAAAGCUCUUCGCAGACAGCUACCCGUCACUCGUACCAAGAUCGAUUGGAACAAGAUCCUUAGCUACAAGAUCGGCAAAGAAAUGCAAAACGCUUAGAACCAACCCAACCAGGUUCUUGCUUCUAGUUCACACGCGGAGCCGGCUUUCAGAACAUCACACGCCGUUCCCUUGGUCGAAGAAGUCUCCCACAAAUGAAAAAAGAAGAACUGUUCAAAAGAGGAUGUAAUUCCAUUCACCUUUCUGUCAUUAAUGGACUUUAUUGGGUCUCAGCUGUAGGAAGACCUUGGAGGGAGUAUUGGAUCUAAAUUAUGGGCAAAUUAUGCUUUUCUCUUAUUAACCCAUUCAUCAGUCAUUCAAAUAGGGUUUGUAUUGCUUUGAAUUUUUUUUGUGAACUGUGACAGCUGCAAUGCUUGUGCAAAUGGUUUUGUGUGUUGUUUUAAAACCGUUUCUAAUGCCUCACUGUAUCUCCAAACCCGAGUCAGAUAACCUCACCUUUCUCAACCUCGUCUGCCUUCUGUAACAGGGGAAAGACAUGAGGUUGAUGGUAAGAAAAAGGGAGCAGGUUGUGUCUGGGUUUGGAAUGAUCUUUUGUCUUAAGUGCUCUCUCCAUAUCUUUGACUAACAGUGACUCACAGUCUACCAAACUAAAAUGGUUAAACCAAAAAGACAGAAUAAAUAAAUACAUGGAUAACCCUCUUUGGUGGCACAAAUUUACAAAUUACAUCUCAAGUAUCAUAUUUGCACACAAAUUGUGUUUCUGCAUAUAUUUGGGAAGAUCAUAGCCUGUUACGGGUACUUUGUGAUGCAUUUUGGGUAUCCAUAAUCUGUUGUCUGAAUGCUGAAUUUGAGUUUGUUUGUCCCUCCUCUCACCCGGCAGCUUGAGGAGGUAGUCAGUGUUGCUGUUUGCAUGUUUCUGCCACACUGCUUUCACAUCGACCUUUAGUCUUGUUUGUCUCAUCAAAAUUCCCUCUGUAAAAUACACCCUUGAAUCCAUCAUGUAAUACUGGCAUAUUCUGUCUGUUGUAACUUGCCUUUAUUUUUUCAGAUUUUAAAACAUGCGAAGUAAACAUCUUAUUACAGUAAAUGAAUAACUGGCGCCAAAAUGA
This is a messenger RNA of Triplophysa dalaica, 1974 nucleotides long. RefSeq names its product capping actin protein of muscle Z-line subunit alpha 1b (gene capza1b). Lineage: Eukaryota; Metazoa; Chordata; Actinopteri; Cypriniformes; Nemacheilidae. Gene Ontology annotation, molecular function: actin filament binding. Gene Ontology annotation, biological process: barbed-end actin filament capping; actin cytoskeleton organization. Bases 104 to 964 code for a protein of 286 amino acids. The record is from RefSeq and is a predicted model, not a curated record. Gene Ontology annotation, cellular component: actin cortical patch; F-actin capping protein complex. The transcript has 10 exons.